Messenger RNA from Penicillium cosmopolitanum, 801 nucleotides. RefSeq names its product eukaryotic translation initiation factor 3 subunit J. Bases 1 to 801 code for a protein of 266 amino acids. Gene Ontology annotation, cellular component: cytoplasm; eukaryotic translation initiation factor 3 complex. Gene Ontology annotation, molecular function: translation initiation factor activity. NCBI's taxonomy places the organism in Eukaryota, Fungi, Ascomycota, Eurotiomycetes, Eurotiales, Aspergillaceae. The record is from RefSeq and is a predicted model, not a curated record. The transcript is spliced from 3 exons.
AUGCCGCCUUCGAAGUGGGAUGAGGAGGAGGACAGUGAUUCCCCUCCCGUUGUUGCCGCUCCCCGCCGCCGAUUCGACGAUGAGGAGGAAGACGAAGUUCUCGACUCUUGGGACGCCGCCGAAGACUCCGAGGUAGAGCGCGAGAAGGCCAAGAAGGCCGAAGAAGCCGAGGCCGCGAAAAAGGCCGCCGCUCUCGCCAACAAGAAGACCAAGGCCCAGCGGAUAGAAGAGCACCGCGAGCAGCGCCGUCUCGACGAAGCCAACUCCGACGACUUCGAUGCGGAUGAGACCGAGGCCGAGCGCCGCGAACGUUUGCGCCAACAGGAGCAGGACUCUGACCUUCAGCACGCGGCCGAUCUCUUCUCGGGCAUCGAUGUGAACCGCAACCGUGGUGCUCCCAAGGCUGUCGUCAUCACUGACUCUGCCGACCCUACCAACUCCAUUGAUCUCUCUGCGAUGCCCCUCUUCAAGCCUACGACCAAGGACCAGUUCGCCCGUCUGUCCGAUACCCUGAUCCCGCUGAUCACCCUCCACUCCAAGAAGCCGCAGUACUCUCUUUGGGCGCAGGAAUUCACCCGCCGACUCGUUAAGGAGCUGCCCAGUGCGGAGAUCAAGAAGAUGGCCAGUGCGCUUACUACGGCUGGUAACGAGAAGCAGCGCGAGGAGCGCGCUGCUGAUAAGGGUAACAAGAAGAGCAAGGCUGCUAAGACCAAGGUCUCGCUUGUUUCGAACCGGGAUAACCAAAUUGAUAACAAUGCCUAUGAUGGCGGUGAUGGUCUUGCUGAUGAUGACUUCAUGUAA